AUGAAGUCAUACGUCUCUGCGAAAGAUUCAGAGACCCUCUCUCUCACCAAUCCCUUUGAUGGAUCCAAAAUCGACGCUGCGGUUCAGGUUGCCGGCGGAGAAGAUGUUGACCUCGCCGUAGCAGCUGCCGAAGUGGCGUUCAAGUCUGGGCCAUGGAGCACAUACACCGGCUCACAGCGUGCCAAAUGCAUGCUCAAAUUCGCUGAUCUGAUCGAAUCGAGCCUCCAGGAGCUGGCUGAGCUAGUUAUGGUCACUAUGGGUGCUCCUUUGGCCAUGGGACAUUUAAUGAUCCCAGCAGUAGCGCAAACCUUUAGAUAUUACGCUAGCUGGGCCGACAAGAUCGAAGGCGAAUCAUUUGCCGCAGAUGAUGGAACUUACAAAAUUGUCCGACAUGAACCGCUUGGUGUCUGCGCUGGAAUUGCGGCUUGGAAUGUCCCCCUCCUCUAUGUUGGCUGGAAGAUAGCGCCAGCCUUGGCCGCAGGGAAUACGUUUAUCUUCAAGUCUUCUGAAAAGUCGCCCUUGAGUGCUCUAGCCUUGGGCAAUUUGGUCAUCGAGGCCGGUUUCCCGCCAGGAGUUAUUCAAUUUAUUAGCGGAGGCAGCAAAACGGGUGCACUCCUCGCUUCGCACAUGAAAAUUUCCAAGAUCAGUUUCACCGGAUCAACCGUGACAGGAAGAAAGGUCCAGAAGUUGGCUUUGGAGAGUAACAUGAAAUCCUGUACCUUGGAGCUCGGAGUAAAGUCGCCGGCUUUGGUGUUCGAUGACGCUGAUAUUGCCAACGCUGUUGGCUCUACCGCAGAUGGAUUCUUCGCAAACUCUGCCCAAGUUUGCGUUGCUGGCUCUCGAUUGAUGGUCCAGGAAACCAUUGCUCCGGCCUUUAUCGAGGUGGUAAAAGAACGAUUCGCAGUCGCAUCCUCUGGUCUUGGUGCUGACCCCAAAGGUGGAACUUCCAUGCAUGGUCCUAUGGCCGAUGAGGCACAAUUUAAUCGCGUCAUGUCAUACAUCGACCCAGGUAAGAAGUUCACUGACCCUGUUGUCGGUGGUAAUCGAAAGGGCGACAAGGGUUUCUUCAUCGAGCCGACCUUAUUUGUAAACCCCGACCGCAAGGGAAAAGUUUUCAAUGAGGAAAUUUUCGGACCUGUUUUGAGCAUUGUAACGUUCAAGAUCGAGGAGGAAGCCAUCCAGAUGGCCAAUGACACAGUGACUGGUCUAUCCGCAAGCGUCUACACAUCAAACAUCACCCGUGCUCUACGAGUUGCUGCAAAGAUUGACUCUGGUACCGUUUCAAUAGAUGCCCCUCAUUUCCCAAGUCUGCAAGUGCCAUUUGGUGGCUUUAAAGAAAGCGGAAAUGGAAAAGAAUUGGGGAAAUAUGGUCUGCAGUCGUAUUUGAGGACCAAGACCGUCCUGAUCAACAUGAAACUGUAA
Molecule: messenger RNA, 1422 nt
Organism: Cadophora gregata
Lineage: Eukaryota; Fungi; Ascomycota; Leotiomycetes; Helotiales; Ploettnerulaceae
Exons: 7
Coding region: 1-1422 (473 amino acids)
Molecular function (GO): aldehyde dehydrogenase (NAD+) activity
Source: RefSeq, a predicted model, not a curated record